Molecule: messenger RNA, 1420 nt
Organism: Tachysurus vachellii
Lineage: Eukaryota; Metazoa; Chordata; Actinopteri; Siluriformes; Bagridae
Product: disks large-associated protein 2
Exons: 8
Coding region: 236-1420 (394 amino acids)
Biological process (GO): signaling
Cellular component (GO): postsynaptic specialization; glutamatergic synapse
Molecular function (GO): molecular adaptor activity
Source: RefSeq, a predicted model, not a curated record
UCAAAGUGAGAAAGAGAAAGGAAGAGGAAAAAUUAAGGACUGCUAUUCCUGUUUUUGUCUCUCAGGGAUCCAGUUUCGCCUGCCUACUGCCUGUAAUGUUGAACGAACGCAGGAACCGAAGCCAGAAACAGCAGUGACGUUUACUCCAAGCUAUAAGAAAACACCCCCUCCUGUUCCUCCACGCAGCGUAACAAAGCCACUGAUCUCGGUCACCGCUCAGAGCAGCACAGAGUCCAUGCAGGAUGCAUAUCACGAAGGCCGUUUACCCCGUUUGCCCCGCAGCAGGGAUGCCUGGGGGAAAUAUGUCUCCACAGAGAGUUUGGACAGCUCCAAGGCACUCACGCUGGCCACAGAGGGCAGACGGCUGGUAUCCACAGGCAGCUAUACAUCAGUACAGACCUGUGAUAAGGCCAUUCUUGUGUCGAAAGCAGAGGAAUACCUUAAAACACCACGUUCAUCUGUAGGAAUACAGGUGGAAGCAGUCACAGACUCAGAAGCAGAGAGUAAAGGUCUGCCAAAGUAUCAGUCAGUGGGCAUCCAGGUGGAGGGAGAGAAACGUCAUGGGCGUUUUAAGCGCUCAAACAGUGUGACAGCAGCAGUGCAGGCCGAUGUGGAACAUGAGCUUUUCCGAUCAGUGGAGGAUAAGGUAGUGCAGUUUGGUGGCUUUCAGAGGCACUCAGAGCCAAGCUCUCCUGCACAAUACAGCGCCACACGCACGGUGCGCACACAGGGCAUCUUUACCUACCGAGAUGAUUACCGAGCUCCAAGCGGGCCACCGAGCCCACAUGCUGCAGCCUGGGUUGAGGAAACAGAAGAAACAGAAACAGGACAGGUGUCACCAGUGCGUGCUGAUGGCAGCUGGUACAUGCAACUUCUGCACAAUGAGACCAAACGCAUGGAGUCCUGGUGUAAAGAGAUGGAGCGUGAGGCUGAGGAGCAUGAGCUGUCUGAAGAGAUUUUAGGAAAAAUCCGAAGUGCUGUUGGAAGUGCACAACUCCUCAUGUCACAGAAAUUUCAGCAGUUUUACUGGCUUUGUGAGCAAAACCUGGACCCGAGUGCAAUGCCCCGACCCACGGCUCAGGAUCUGGCCGGAUUCUGGGAUCUGCUGCAGCUCUCCAUCGAUGACGUCACAGCCAAGUUUGAUGAGUUGCAGAAGAUGAAGAGAAAUGAGUGGAGAACUGUGGAGGAACCAGAAGAGAAGGAGAGAAAGUGGCCUCCUCCCACAGUGAAAAGGCCGCCUAAAGGACGUGGCCCUGGAUUGACACGUGACCGAUCUCUGGAUCUGCAGGACCGACAGAGGCAGGAGGCUCGACGCAGGCUAAUGGCCGCCAAACGAGCUGCUUCAUUUCGCCAAAGCUCAGUCUCAGAGAGGGCGGAUAGUAUAGAGAUUUAUAUACCAGAAGCCCAGACGCGACUAUGA